Molecule: messenger RNA, 1219 nt
Organism: Ectocarpus sp. CCAP 1310/34
Lineage: Eukaryota; Phaeophyceae; Ectocarpales; Ectocarpaceae
Source: the annotation of a GenBank genome assembly
AUGCCCGAUCUAAGAAAAUGGUUGUUGAUGGCGUCACCAGCAAGGCCGCUUCAGUUGAGGCGUAGGGAACAACCUGUCCUCCACAAGUCCCUCUCAAACGGCAGUUGUAAUGAAAGGAAAUUUCGCGGAAAACGCCAUCUAGACAGCAACCCAGUGUGGUCAUCCCGCGAUACCAUACAUGUUUGCGAUGGGUUCUGGACAACAAACGAACCGGGUACCGUGGCCGGCGGUGGCAAGACCCAAAUCACGCUUCUUCCUACGAGCUGAAAUCGAUCAUUCGUAACAUCGUUAGCCGUUUCACGUUGCUUCCCCGUCGUUCGCAUGGACAAUCAACUCCUUUAUAAAUACAGACCGAAUGAACCGCAACAUCGGCAUACUUGAUGCGCACGCAGACAUCACCAGCAUAAGCUCAGGGUAUUUUCACCGUUACGACUAGCAACCACUUUCAAAUGGUUAGCCGAAAGACGCAAGACAAAAAGGUGCGAAAGCAGAGGGAAUUCAUUGUGCCCCCGCCAGCGGAAUCAAUGUCAGCAAUACAUGCGGAAAAAACUGAGGUACUAAAAAUAUUUUAUCUACUGACAUCUUGAACGCUAUCACAAGCGCUAAGACUCUCGGCCACGGCACCGAAGCUGCUAAGGAGAAGCUGUUUAUCCUCAACCAUGACAACGGUAUUUCUAUUGAUAAAUAUUGGUCACCGCAUAUCCUCGUCCCACAUCAGCAACUGGCCAAAGUCUUCUCUUGCCCCUAAAUAGUACUGCCUCCGGAACUAGUCCAAUGCCACAAUGAAGACCUGCCGGUUUCAUCUCAUCACCUCCUUCUCUUUCCUAUCGGCGUGAAAUUGGGGUUAUCAGGGUCCAUAACAGCCGCCCGAGCUUUCCACCGCUCCAUCUUCUCUUGUUUCUCUGCCUCCUUCUCGGCCUCCUCGCCGGCAGACGACGCCACCGCCUUCCACUUGUCGAUCAAGUUCGCAGCACCUUUGCGCUUCUUCCCUAUCGACCCUCCGGAUUUUCCGGUCGCUGACGACCCCUUGCUCUUCCUUUUCUUGGUGGACUUGGGUGCGGGAGGAGGAGCUGCCGUCGGGGGAGCCGUCAGCACGGCUGCCGCCGCCUUGCUGCCGGCAGCUUCAGCCUCCUCCGUCGCCGCCACCGCCGCCGCCGCCGCCGCCGCUGCCACCGCCGCCGUAGCCCAUUCCGGGCCCCGCUCCAGCGUCGUCAAGUAG